Anguilla anguilla (European eel) is the source of this 2426-nucleotide messenger RNA. RefSeq lists its product as uncharacterized. The coding region runs from base 730 to 1881 and encodes 383 amino acids. The record is from RefSeq and is a predicted model, not a curated record. Lineage: Eukaryota; Metazoa; Chordata; Actinopteri; Anguilliformes; Anguillidae. The transcript has 2 exons.
UAACCUGAUGCCAACUUUUUCUGCUGGCAUUCAGUUUUAAGUACUACGUACAUUUCUUCCAUUUGCACAUGCUCAUCUUGCUGUUUGAUUCAUACUUUUUAUCCGUUUGUUCAGUUGUGUUUGCUCAUAGAGCUGGUGGAGAGCUGUGCUUAAAGACAGGCUUCUGAGUCACUGUCCUUGCUGCUAAUGUGGCUCAUUUUGAGGUCAGCUGCUUGAUUUUGCAAAAGAAUAUCUCUGCCGUGACCUCAUCAUGUCCGUGUGCGAAAAUUAUGUAUUUUUACUUGAAAUUGUCAGUGUAGCCGUCAGCGUUGGCUAAAUUAAUAACUUCACUUACUGAGGUAAAUUUGUCAGAUGACAGCUCACCCAUAAGGGAUUGGAACUAUGAGAUCAUAAGACAUUGAAGCAGACCAGUGUUAAGAAAUAAGACAUUGUGAAACAAUCACAAAUUUUCCAAAUGUAGAACAAGCUAUACUUAAUAUUGGCUUAACUCAAUAAAAGCAUUAUUAACCAAUAUAUAUUUGGAUGAUGGCAGUGAAUCUGACAUUUAAUAAAUAAAGUAGAUUUUUGAUGUAGUGGGAAAGGCUGUAAUAAAUGUGUAAUGUUGGACUGUUCCACAGGUGCACAGAGGUUUUUAUUGUGUUUUCCUGCAGGCACACUGUGUGCCAAAGCUUGGCUUUUGGGGACCGUGUGUCCUCAAUGCUGAGUGAAUGAUUGUGUGUGUGUGUAUGUAUGCAGUAUUUGUGUGUGUGUGUCUCCACGGGCAUGUGUGUGUGUGUGUGUGUGUCUGCAAUCUGUGUGUGUGCGUGCGUGAGUGUUUGCAGUCUGUGUGUGUGCGUGCGUGAGUGUCUGUCUGCCAUGGGUCUUUGCGAGCGCUUUCCCAUCAUGCCUUGCUCUUCGCUACAGCCUGAGCAGCAGGACUGCUCCGUACACCGUAAGCGGGCCCGCUGGGUUACUCUGGGUGUGCGGCGCUCGCCUGUCUCCAGGCCCGCUGGGUUACUCUGGGUGUGCGGCGCUCGUCUGUCUCCGGGCCCGCUGGGUUACUCUGGGUGUGCGGCGCUCGCCUGUCUCCAGGCCCGCUGGGUUACUCUGGGUGUGCGGCGCUCGCCUGUCUCCAGGCCCGCUGGGUUACUCUGGGUGUGCGGCGCUCGUCUGUCUCCGGGCCCGCUGGGUUACUCUGGGUGUGCGGCGCUCGCCUGUCUCCGGGCCCGCUGGGUUACUCUGGGUGUGCGGCGCUCGCCUGUCUCCGGGCCCGCUGGGUUACUCUGGGUGUGCGGCGCUCGUCUGUCUCCGGGCCCGCUGGGUUACUCUGGGAGUGCGGUGCUCGCCUGUCUCCGGGCCUGCUGGGUUACUCUGGGUGUGCGGCGCUCGCCUGUCUCCAGACCCGCUGGGUUACUCUGGGUGUGCGGCGCUCGUCUGUCUCCAGACCUCCUGGUCCUGGUCUCCUCAGAGUUGCAUGUGGAGAGAAGCCAGAGUGGUGGCUCCACAGAGGAGCUGGGGCCCUGCUGGCUGUCUGCUGGCCCAUAUCUCACGCCAGGCCCGUGCGACUUUGUUUGUUUGUUAUUUUGGCGGUUCUGCAGCGUUCUCCGCCCCCCGCCUGCGGGGCAGGUGGGCCUCUCUGGGCCAGCUCUGGAUUUCGUCUGGGCUGUUUUCCCUGCUUUGUGUUGCUUGCUGCGCAGAUUCGAACGCAUGCGAGUGAACUGGAGCUCGUUAGCGCAGUCCCGCAUAGUGCAUUCCUGCAUGAGUCACAAAGGGACUCGAAGAACACACGCGCACGCACACGCACACGCACACAUGCACAAGCACCUGCAGACACACCCACAGGCACGCACACAUUCAUGCACACACACACGCAACCACGCACACACAUACAAACACUGUUAAUUUAAGUUUCAUUGCAGCAUCCUGCUGAGCUAGCAUAUUGCAUUACUUAAUUUAGGUCUGUUGACUCCCGGAAUGGGGUUCCAUUGAUUGAAAAUUUCACUGUAAAAACAAUCUGGUUUCGUAAAUAUUCCAUUUCAAAGUGUGGUAACUCGCAGUUCUCUCUAUAAACUAUUUUACGAUGCCAAUGUUUUGGCGACAGCAGUCCUUUGUUUUGUGACAAGUGGGGAUGAAAAACAGGCUUGGGGGGGGGCGGGGUCCUUACCUGUGCCUUUUUGGAAAUCCUCAGGCCACAAGAAUCACGGUGAAGUCUGUAUCCUUAUCACGGCAAGUGUCCAGCAAACAAAAUCCAUGGUGGUUUUUAGUCCCAAGAACAUGCCAACUCAAAGAAAUAUCGAUACAAUGUCCAUUAUUUGCUUAGCAAUUCUCUGGAUGAAUUAUCAUUUUUGUCAGUUUCACCUUUGCAUACACUCGUAAGAGUGUAAGAGUGUACCGUGUACAUAGGAAAUGUUACUGUCUCCAGUUUGUAUAGACCCUCUGGAACAAGA